AUGAACGGUAGUAGAUCAACAAAUGGCUCCAAAGGAGGAUACUCGCGGACAGUAUACUAUGGAACCUUUCUGAACGUGACUCGUGGGCCGGACACACAGGCAACGCCAAACUUGCCCCCAACCUAUCGACUAGUUGUUAAUCACGGUGCCUUGUGGGUAAACGAAACAGAAGGCAGGAUUGAAGGUUUUGACUGGGAAGUACAAAGUGAAAACGAGUUGUCUCAACUAAUCGAGAGGCAUGGAUGGGACCUGAAUGGAACGGAAAACGCUGGGACAUUUGUGAACAUUGUGAGGUCAAGGAAGGAGAGAAACGGCUUCUUUUUUCCAGGGUUUGUGGAUACCCAUAUUCAUGCUUCGCAAUACCCCAACUCUGGCAUUUUUGGUUCGUCAACGCUGCUUGAUUGGUUAGAGACCUAUACAUUCCCAUUGGAGUCGUCCUUUGGAAACAAAUCAGAUCCUAAUAUUGCACCUCAAAAGGCGUACACUGCCUAUAACCGAGUGGUAGCUCGCACCCUUUCACAUGGCACCACGUGCGCUGCUUAUUUUGCUACAAUUCAUGUCCCCGCUACCAAUCUCCUCGCUGAUAUAUGUCAUGCUCGCGGCCAGCGAGCUUUGAUCGGCCGCGUCUGCAUGGACAACCCGGAAACCUGUCCAGGCGACUACCGCGACGAGUCCAGCGAGCAAUCCAUUGCCGCCACCAAAGCCUCAAUGGCACAUAUCCGUUCUCUAGACCCAAGCGGCCACCUCAUCCGCCCGAUCAUAACACCCCGAUUCGCCCCAUCCUGUACUCUUGAAACGCUCUCCAAACUCGGCGCCCUCGCAGCCUCAACGUCCCCACCAACGCACAUUCAAACGCACAUCUCCGAAAACAAAGAAGAGAUUCAACUUGUUCUAUCCCAAUUCCAGCAGUGCAGCAGCUACGCUGAAGUAUACGACAACGCCGCACUUCUCACCUCGCGCACCAUCCUUGCGCAUGGUAUCCAUCUCACACAAGCUGAACGCGAGCUGAUUCAUGCCCGUGGCUCGGCAGUUUCUCAUUGUCCCGCGUCCAAUUCGGCGAUUGGAUCGGGGUUAUGCCCGGUGCGGACGUUGCUGGAUGAUGGCAUACCUGUCGGCUUGGGUACGGACGUAAGCGGAGGGUAUAGCCCGAGUAUUCUGGAAGCAGCGCGGCAGGCGUGUUUGGUGUCCAGAUUGGUGUCUUUCCAGAAUGGGGCUGCUGAGAAGCAGGAGUCGAGCGCUAGCGGCCGGGAGAAGCUGAGUGUUGAAGAGGCACUGUAUUUGGCCACGCGUGGUGGUGCGAAAGUGGUUGGAAUGGAGGAUGAUAUUGGUGGAUUUGAGAAGGGAAUGUUCUGGGAUGCGCAAAUGAUUGAGCUAGGCGGAGUGAUAGGAAAGGACGAGGAUGAGGAGGAUAGGGGAAAUGUGGAUAUUUUUGGGUGGGAGAAUUGGGGAGAGAAAAUUGCGAAGUGGAUGUGGAGCGGUGAUGAUAGGAAUGUCAAGGCUGUCUGGGUGGGAGGAAGCCUAGUUCAUGGAAAGAUCCCUGGUGCAUGA
Uncinocarpus reesii 1704 is the source of this 1548-nucleotide messenger RNA. RefSeq lists its product as uncharacterized. Gene Ontology annotation, molecular function: zinc ion binding; guanine deaminase activity. The record is from RefSeq and is a predicted model, not a curated record. The coding region runs from base 1 to 1548 and encodes 515 amino acids. Gene Ontology annotation, biological process: guanine metabolic process. Lineage: Eukaryota; Fungi; Ascomycota; Eurotiomycetes; Onygenales; Onygenaceae. Gene Ontology annotation, cellular component: cytosol. The transcript has 2 exons.